AUGAUUGAUGCUAUAACAGAAGUGUGCUGCUCACCGCUGGUGACUAAGAGGAAAAUCUUGACAGCAGCUAAUAGGGCUCUUAAGGGGAAAAGAGAGGGAGGAGGGGGGGAAGAGAGAAGGCUGAAUGGCAUAUCAUCCAGGCGCUGUGACAAGUGUUCUACAUACAAACCUCCCAGGGCUCAUCAUUGCCGGGUCUGCAGAAGGUGUGUUUUAAGGAUGGAUCAUCACUGUCUGUGGAUCAAUAACUGUGUUGGUUAUUGGAACUACAAGGCCUUUGUUAUGCUUGUCUUGUAUGCAACACUAGGAUGCUUGUAUUCUACAGUUAUGAUUAUAUAUUGUGCAUCUCAUAAGGACUUGGAAUACAGUGGAAGUGGUGGCCUCAAGGUUUUUUAUGUUAUGUCUGGACUAAUGAUGGCUUCCUUGAGCAUAAUGCUUGGAACUCUUUUGGGCUGGCAUGUCUACCUCAUCAUCCACAAUAUGACGACUAUAGAGUAUUAUGAAGGAAUUCGAGCAUCAUGGUUGGCUAGGAAAUCUGGGCAGAGCUACAGACAUCCAUACAAUCUUAGUUUCUACAAAAACAUUAUUUCGGUCUUGGGUCCAAACGUGCUGAAAUGGUUAUGGCCCACAGCAGUAAGCCAUCUCAAAGAUGGACUUAUCUUCCCUACUCCGCGCGAUAAUUCAUGA
Molecule: messenger RNA, 684 nt
Organism: Prunus armeniaca (apricot)
Lineage: Eukaryota; Viridiplantae; Streptophyta; Magnoliopsida; Rosales; Rosaceae
Source: the annotation of a GenBank genome assembly